This is a messenger RNA of Lampris incognitus (smalleye Pacific opah), 4551 nucleotides long. It is a transcript of the gene e4f1, whose product is annotated as E4F transcription factor 1. Gene Ontology annotation, molecular function: DNA-binding transcription factor activity, RNA polymerase II-specific; sequence-specific DNA binding. The record is from RefSeq and is a predicted model, not a curated record. Lineage: Eukaryota; Metazoa; Chordata; Actinopteri; Lampriformes; Lampridae. Bases 28 to 2367 code for a protein of 779 amino acids. The transcript has 14 exons. Gene Ontology annotation, cellular component: nucleus. Gene Ontology annotation, biological process: regulation of transcription by RNA polymerase II.
GCGACAGAGACGGAGAACUCGAACGACAUGAACGCGGAAAAUAAUCAUACGGCAGAGAGCGAGAGCAAACAAACGGACCACGGCAGCAUCAUCACCAUUCAGACCACAAUUGGAGACGAAGAUGAAGACGUGCACAAAUGUGGACGCUGCCACGCCGAGUUUUCCACGCUCGAAGCUUUCAUUCAACACAAGCUGCACCAGCGCUGCAAGCGGCUCCCCGAGCCGCCGGCUCUCGACGCGAAUCCACGGGAUGACGCCGAAGAGUUUUCUGCAGCAAAUGGAGACUCUGCCUCAGCGGUGAAAAUGGAUACGAGCGCAGCUUCAGAUGUGCUAGAGAAGUCCAAAAUUAACGAUGAGGCAGGGGGUCAGUUGGGUCGAGGUCGUAGGAAGAGAAUCGCCUCAUCGAAAGCUGUUGAGCAGUCAGGUGUACUUAAAGAGGAGAAAUCUGACUGUACAGACAGUGCCAUGGCAGUUUACAAAGUCAACCAAGAGGGACGCUACAUUUGCCAGCUUUGUGAAAAGACAUUCAAAACUACCAACAUUUUAAGAACUCAUAUGAAUACUCACAAUGAGCAGAAGAACUUCCCCUGUGAGCUUUGUGGCACUGCCUUCCGUACUAAAGGUUCCCUGAUUCGCCACAAUCGUCGACACACAGAUGAGCGUCCAUACCGCUGUACCCUAUGUGGUCUGUCAUUCAGAGAGUCGGGCGCUCUCAGCAGACACCUCAAAUCCAUCACCCCCUGUACAGAGAAGAUCCGUUUCAUUCAGUACAAGGAGAUCCUUGUCAGCAAGGACGGAAUUCAAAAAGGUGUGGAGGCUGCAGCUGCUCAAUUGACUGACCAGCAGGACUUGGUGGUACUGGAGCAGCAGCCACAGGAACAGGAGGUGGAGGAGCCUCAGGCUACAUCAAUAAGUGUGGUAGAGGCCGACUCUCAGGAGGUCAUCCACCAAGCGCACUUUGCCAUGGAGGUGGACGGAGCAACAGAGGAACAACAAGUUGUUGUAGAGCAAUCUCAGGCUGAGGCCCUGGCGGCGGCAGCAGAAACAGGUAACAAUCUAAUCUGCCAAGCCGUCAUCAACUCUGGCGUUGCCCUCAAGACCAAUGAGACGGUGGAGGAGGAACUGCAGGAAGCCGAGGAGAUGCGUAAAGUCAUCUUUGACUGUCCUGAUGCUGAGGACAGAAUGACUGAUGUCCAGGUCACAGAGAUGUGUGUCGAGAUUGAAGGAGAGGAAAUAAAAGACGUAGAGGAUGAUCGGGCUCCGUCAAAGUUGCACAAGUGUCCACACUGCAGUCGAUCCUUCAAAGGGCUGAACUACCUGCGCUUUCAUGUCAAAGGUCAUUUGGGUUACAAGCCCUUUAAGUGCACCCGGUGUCACAAAGAGUUCCUGACUGGCUAUCUACUGAAGAAACACAUGGAGGUUCAUGUCAGUGAAAGGCGAUACAAAUGCGGCGAGUGUGGCAAGCUGUACAAGACCAUCGGGCAUGUGCGUGAGCACAUGAGAGCUCACUCGGACGAAAGGCCCUACCGGUGUGCCAGAUGCAACAAGGGGUACAAGACCAAGAAUGCUUUGCAGGUGCACCAGCGCACCCACGGGGAGGAGAAGCCAUAUGUGUGCCAGUUCUGCUUUAGAGGCUUCAGGGAGAAAGGUUCUCUUGUGCGCCAUAUCCGUCACCAUACCGGAGAGAGGCCCUUCAAGUGUUCAAAGUGCGGACGUGGCUUUGCAGAACACGGGACACUUAACCGCCAUAUGCGUGCCAAAGGGGGUUGCCCUAAAGACAUGCCCACUGAGCAGCAGGUGGCAGUAACGGAGGAGCAGGCAUCCGCUGACAGUAUAGCUCCAGCAACCAUCAUCUCAGAGGAUCCCCACGCUGUCCUGGUGGAGUUCUCCUCUGUGGUGGCCGACACACAGGAGUACAUUAUAGGGACACCCGCAGAGGAGGCAGUGCAAGGAGAAGAGGUUACACUUAUCCAAGAUGAACAGAAUCAGAUGGGCAGCCACAUCAUGAAAGUGGUACAACAGAUAGUCAGCCAGUCAUGUGCCGCUGGUGGCACAGGCGGCCACCAGAUCAUCGUACGCAACGUUGCAGUAGGCGAGGAGGGUCCGUCCAUCUCCGAUGGCGGCGACACCAUCACCAUUGCCACACCGGAGAGCCUUACGGAGCAGGUGGCCAUGACGCUGGCCUCCGCAAUUAGCAACGGCACGCUCAUGGCCAUGACAGGCACAAUAGAGACGCCUGAGGGCACUGUCACUAUGGUUACCACCGGCGAGGACGAGACUGAGGAGGGCAUAGAGGUGGUGGAGCAGCAAGAAGAGUACAUCAUUACAUCCCCUGAAGAGGUAGAGGUGCAGACGGCCCUUGCAUGAAGAAAGCACCUGGGAAUUUGAGUGUUUGGGUGGAAUGGGAUAUUGUGACAUUUGGUCGUGACUGUCAAACAGUGCCCCUCUAGCGAGUGUCUAUAGAAUUUACAUGAGCAUUUGUUCUUGUUUUGUUUUGUUGUUUUUGCACUUUACUUACUACCUGUAAGAAAUAAGGCCAAAGUAUCUGAGGUUUAGUUACACAUGAAGAACCACCUAUAAAUUUGUGUGAAUUAUAAUGGAUGAGUGUGUAUGAAAACUAGUUAUUGAAAUAAGAGAAACCGCUAUAUAUAUCUCACACAGACACACCAAUCAGCCAAAACAUUAAAACCACUGACAGGUAGGGCUGUGCGAUAUGACCAAAAUCUCAUAUCACGUUAUAGGUCAUUCAUAUCACGAUAACAAUACAUAUCACGAUAUAGCACAUUUUCUGUAAAUUCAGUGGAUAGUUUAUAUAAAAUGACCACAAUGAAAGGCCUAUUACUUAUUACAUUCUGAUUUAUAUACUUGACAAAUAAAAGGUCCCAUCCAUCCAUUAUCUGAACCGCUUAUCCUGCUCUCAGGGUCACGGGGAUGCUGGAGCCUAUCCCAGCAGUCAUUGGGCGGCAGGCGGGGAGACACCCUGGGACAGGCCGCCAGUCCAUCACACAGCCCCCCCCCACACACACACACACACACACACACACAGAGUCACCAUACCUAGGGACAAUUUAGUACGGCUGAUUCAGCUGACCUGCAUGUCUUUGGACUGUGGGAGGAAACCAGAGCCCCCGGAGGAAACCCAUGCAGACACGGGGAGAACAUGCAAACUCCAAAUAAAAGGUACUUAUAUUUGAUUAUUUUUCUGCUUUUAGAACCUUUGUGCAAAUUUUCAAUUCAGAAUGUAACAAAAUAUAAAAUAUUAAUUUUAGAUUUUGGGCAAAAGCCUCUUGCAACGUCUGAGUCUGGGGUUUGUUCUGAGCACUCGGCUGUGCUUUUGCGGCUCGUCCGUGGACUCUCCGUACUGUUUGACAUGAUUCUUGUGUAGGUGGUAAAAGAGGCUAGUGGCGUUUGAGUCUGUUGUGGGGACCGGCGUGCAGCAUAUUUUGCAGGGUACGGUUUUUUGGUCCAUGUCAGACUUUUCAUACCGAAACCACGUCCAUGCAGUAGAAGUAGCCCCUCCUCGGUACAAGCUCCUCGAUUUGUCCUGGCUGGUCGGAGUCCUGUUCAGAAUUACCCCGUUCUGCAUUACCUCCACUGUCCUCCAUGUUUGUUUGUAUUGCCUUCAUGCAAAUUUCCUGCCUGCGUCCGUGCUGUGCAAAGAGCAGAAAGGGUCUAAAUGACGAAAAAUAUGGCCGUCAAGAGUGUGAUUUGCGACACAACACAAUAAACGAUAGAGCUUAAUACGAAACGACACGAUAUAUGUCGUCAUAUCGCACAGCCCUACUGACAGGUAAAUGAAUAACACUGGUUUUCUCAUUACAGUGGCACCUGUCAAGGGGUGGAUAUAUGGGGCAGCAAGUGAACAGUCGGUUCUUGAAGUUGAUGUGUUGGAAGCAGGAAAAAUGGGCGAGUGUAAGGGUCUGAGCGACCUUGACUAGGGCCAAAUGGUGAUGGCUGGACAACUGGGUCAGAGCAUCUCCAAAACGGCAGGUCUUGCGGGGUGUCACAGAAUCAUGUUUAUUGGCCAUGUAGGUUUGCACAUACAAGGAAUUUGACUCUAGUUUCGUGGCUCUCUCAGUGUACUUAACAUAGAAUAACAACACUACAACGCAACAAUCUUUAGUUAAACGCACAAGGACUGACUUAUACAGGUGGAAUAAGAGGUGGUAAAGUGCAGCGGUGCAGAGAAUAUAUCAGAGAUGCCGAAAUAGAUGUUAGCAGCUUACUUACACACAUGCCUGAGGUAGAUGGACAUGACAGAGUGCACCAGUCCACGUACAAUGGACAGUACAUCCAUCCAUCCAUUAUCCGACCCGCUUAUCCUGCUCUCAGGGUUGCGGGGAUGCUGGAGCCCAUCUCAGCAGCCACUGAGUGGCAGGCGGGGAGACGCCAUCAGACAGGCUGCCAGGCCAUCACACAGGGCAACAUACACACACACAUUCAUACCUAGGGGCAAUUUAGUACGGCCGAUUCACCUGACCUACAUGUCUUUGGACUGUGGGAGGAAAGCGGAGCCCCCGGAGGAAACCCACACAGACAUGGAGAGAACAU